This is a messenger RNA of Myzus persicae (green peach aphid), 1434 nucleotides long. RefSeq lists its product as uncharacterized. Bases 441 to 1394 code for a protein of 317 amino acids. The transcript has 4 exons. Gene Ontology annotation, cellular component: aminoacyl-tRNA synthetase multienzyme complex. The record is from RefSeq and is a predicted model, not a curated record. NCBI's taxonomy places the organism in Eukaryota, Metazoa, Arthropoda, Insecta, Hemiptera, Aphididae.
CGCGAUUGUUGGCGGUCAUCGCAAGCAUACCAUCCCAGUUAUCCGGCCACUUGAUGUGGCCACCGAUUUAUUGAGGUGGCCGGUUUAGCGGUCCUAUCGUUUCCACAAAUAUCAGUCUCUGAAGGCCACCGCAGCAAAGAUCCGUUUAAACAGUUGGCCACUUUUGGUUGGUCACACUGUCAGCCCUUAUCACGAGGCCGAACUGCUCGAGGGGCGCAGCGAGCAAUUCAUCGCAGUGAUAACGAGCUAAAGACUGCAACUGCUGCAUCAGCUGUUAUCUUGCGACUCGUAAUUCGAUUAACGACAGAAUUCGGAAAUACAGAAUUCCGAAUUUGGGAUUAUCACGAAAAACCAGACUCGAUUCUAUACUGAUUCUGCACCACAACUUCUAUUUUUGAUCGUCACCUGUUUUUUCUGUCCGUCUGCCGAUUUCCACAAUCAUGUACAAGCUGAAACCGGUGGUCCCAGUGCCUUUGUUGAUUGAGAGCACAUGCCGCAUGUACAAGCUCAAAGACUUACAACAGAUGUCGUUCUCCAGAGUGCCGAUGAGCGACAAGUGUGACGAGGUUAGUGCCGCUGCUGUUUUCCACUUAUCUGCUAAGUUGCAGGACGUAGAUGAUGAUGCUCAAUUAUCCGAUCAAGAAAUCCGAGUACUUUUGGAAAAACAAAAUGAAGUUCUCAAAAUUUUAGAACAGCUUGAAAUCAGAUUAAGUAAAUUAGAUGUUAACUUUCCUGAUGCUAAAGACAGGGUGUCCAUCCUAGAAAAACAACAAUCAACCCAGUGUAAUGUUAAUACAAAACACGAAAACAGUUCUAAGUCUGUUGUAAAUAAUGACAUUUCAAAUCUGAUAAAAAAUGAUACAGUAGUAUUUGCUGAUCCAGAAGAUCCACCUUAUUCUAUAUUAGCUUUACCAAUCUUGUGGCCAGACGUUGCAUGGGAUAUUUCUUAUCAUGUGCAUUCAUCUGUGUUGAAAGAUUUGAAGGCGUUAGAAACCAUUAAAGCAUUCAAGAAUGUGACUUGUAUAGACACCAAGAGCCUUAUUAAAGUCUUUGUUAUAUGGCAACACAUUAAACCUAGCCCUAAAGUGGUCAGGUCUCCAACAGAUUCAUCAGUCGGUGAAGUGUCAUUGUUACGGUCAUUUAAUCAAUAUCUGGCCACUCAACCAUUGACUGCUGCUGAUCAAAUAAAAUCUGACAAGGUUUUGGAUUUAAUAAACGAAAUUGGUUGUUCGGCAAAUGAUCGAACUACAGAACUACACAACCUGAUCACAGAUUCGAAUACAAAAUUGGACAUAACAAAUAUUGCUAUUUGGUCUCUGUUGUAUAAAAAAAGUGAACAUCCAACAAAGAUAGAAAAAUGGUUAUCGCACUUCACAAAAAUUAUAAAUGUCUGAGAAAUUGUUUUUAAAAAAUAAAAUAUUUAUGUACUUAAAC